Molecule: messenger RNA, 3639 nt
Organism: Symbiodinium sp. CCMP2592
Lineage: Eukaryota; Dinophyceae; Suessiales; Symbiodiniaceae
Source: the annotation of a GenBank genome assembly
AUGCUUUGUAUUUAUGACGUGUGGCGAGUGCGCUCCCUCCAAUUUCAAUUGGGCACCUCGCAAAAGCGGCGCAAACUGGCAGACGGCCUCUAUACCGACGAGCCCGAGGUCGACGAGGUGGUUGCCAGGGAUGUGGACACGUACCUUCACAAGCUCCACACGCUAAUGAUUGCCUAUGCGCUCAAUGGGGUGCAGGUGAUAGUGGGAGUUGACCCGUCGGGGCAAAAAGCGCUGGGUGCCAAUACUUGCCAGUUCGUCGAGGUCGCGUUGGAUUGUGUGCUGGCAUACUACUACAGGGCCCGCAAGGCUGCUAUGCAGGCCCCGCCCGUGCAGCGAUUGAGCUGGCUCCAGCAUAGCGACGCUGAGGAGCGAGCGGAGUGGGUCUCGCGGUUCUGGGAGGGGACCCGGACGCUCGGCGCAGUUAUUAAAGAGGUGAUGGCGGCGAGAGACGCCCAUUGGUUGGCCCCAGUGCUUCCGGAGGCGGGGCCGGUCGCGCCUAAGCCCCAGCCGGUUGCCACCGAGCCCACCAAGAUUUCUUCCUUGUUUGUCGCAGGCCCCUUGGUGGGAGGUAAGCCCACGGCCCGCGUCAUGAAGGACGGCACGAGGCUGUGCGGCGACUUCCAGAAAAGUUCCUGCAAGCAUUCACCCCCGUGCCCGAAUGGGGCCUAUCGCUGCGCCGUGGUCUUCCGUGCCGAGAGGGUCUGCGGAGCGCCCAACCAUGGGGCGGCCAAAUGCAAGGCGAAGGCCAAGGCGAGGAGGGAGUUGACCCCCUGCCUGGUGAUGCUUCACCGCGAUGACAUGGUUUUGGGCCGGGCCUUCCGGUGCUGCGGUUGGAGAGUUUUGGUCGCAGACCGCUUGAUCGAAGAGCCCGAUUGCGUACGGACAGGGCUGGCACCGCCCCCGCCAUACUCGCUGCACACCUUCGAACAAAUGUUGUUGGGCUGUGCCUCCAGAGGGGCCGCUGUCGUCCAGGAGGGGGUUCCUCCUGAGACAGGGAGCGACCCCUGGGAGUACAGGUCUCGCAGGCUUCCGGUCACCAAAUGGUGCUCCCCGUUCACGCCGGGGCACGAUUGCACCCCUUCCGAGUGGAUGCAUCUCUUUGUCGAGCACAUCCUUGACAACUUCUGGACAUCUCUCCCCGAGUUGCGGGGUGCCACUUUGGUCUGCGACUGCCCCUUGGGCUCUUUGUGUGAAAGGGACAUCUUGGCAGGCCUCGUGUGGUACCAGCUGGCAUCGUGUCGGGGUGAGGGUGGUUGGAAGGGUCGGCCAGUCCCGGCAUGGAGUGCCGUGUGGGCCACCUUCACCCAGUUACUGGCAUCCGAGUCUGUCAUCACGGCUUUCCGUAGCCUUUUUCCUUCCUCGGCCUUCCGCGGCUUUGUCUUUCCUUUCAUCGAGGAUCUGGUGAACAGUGAUUCGCUGGGAUGGUUGAUGCAGCGAACGGCGGAGGGCCAGCAGGCAGGGGCGCUCUCAGGAAGGGCGGCGCUUCCCCCCCUUCUCCCCUUCGGCCUGUCCCCGGACGAGCAUUUCGAGCGGGCCUUGGCUAGGGGAGACGACCCCUUGCCAACAGAACACCCGCCGGUCCUGGAUCAGGACCUCCACUUCGCGGCAGCGAUGACUGUCGGUUCUCUUGGCCGUCUUCGCGAGUUGAGGCGCGAGUGUGUCCGCCCGCUUCGGGAGCUGAAGCACCGUUGGAGCCAAGUGGGGGACCACCUGCGUAAGCUCCAGACUCCGGCGGUCCGGAAGGUCACGGCUCAGCGCGACCUAGGAUUGCUCAGUCUCUUUGUUGUUCUUCUGUCGUGGCCGGAUACUACUCUUCCUUCGCAUCUUUUGUUCGGCAUGCCGGCGGUCGGCACUUCCCUUCCGUGUGGUGUCUUUCCGCAACAGAGCUUCGACACUAUCCCGCUCCACCGGCUCUUCGAGAAUGUGGAUUCCCAUAACAAGGCUAUUCAGGGCUCUAUUCGGCCAGGGCCACAUGAUGCCUUUCUGUUGGAGCAAUCUACUAAGGACUUCGAGGCGGGCUUCUGUUCGGCACCAUUGCUUCUUCGUCACACCAAGGGCAAACCAAUUCGAUUAAUACCACGGUGCGUGAUUUCCCAGGCCUCCGGCAAGCAGAGAGUGAUCGACAACGCGGACCACGGCGGACAGAGCGAGCUUAGCUCUGACUCAAACAAGUUGCCGGACGCCUAUCGCCAUUGCCCUAUGGACAAGGACCAGUCCAGAGCCUGUGUGGUGGUGUGGUACCACAAGGAUUGGGCCCAGCCGGCGUACCAGGUGUACUCAGGCCUCCUCUUUGGGCUCCCGCUUGCGGUGACUAGCUUCAAUCGGCUCAGCAGGUUUUCUGAAGCGGUGGGCCGUCGGCUUGUCUGUGUCCUGGUAUCUAUGUACUUCGAUGACGCGCAUCUUACAGACCCAGCUUCUGCCAAAGGCUCCGCCCAGUUUGCUUUUUCCGAAGUCAACAAACUCUUGGGCUCCCCCUUCGCAGAGGCUAAGCGACAGUCGAUGAGUAUGGUCGGCGACUUCCUCGGGUUGGAGUGGGAUAAUUUCCGCGACGUGGGGAGUGAACACGUCGUGAAAUUCUGGGAUGGCUGUCUCCCGCCAGGCUUGGCUUCGAAGCUGUAUGGUAUGCUUAACUUUCUCGAACAAGGGGUGUAUGGACGUAUUGGCACAGGGGGUAUCGGUGCCCUUAAGGAACGCCAGUACGAGGCAGCCCGGGAGUUGACCCCGGCUAUCCGUUCGUCCUUUGAGGUCAUCCGAGCCAUUUUGUCGCUACGGCCCCGUCGGGCCGUGGAGGUGCUUCCCUCCCUCCUCUUGCGCCCGUUUCGUUGCCGCCAGCGACGCGAUAUCAAAAUCGCCCAACUCGAGCUCUCAAUGGUCCUGUUUGCCCUCACAGCCCGGGCUUCCACUUUUCGUUUCCGCCGUGGCACUUGGUACAUCGACAAUGUGGUUCCAGGCUUGAAAUUUCAUACCUGGUUGGACAACGAAGCCAAAACCUUGCAACGGCUGUUGUGCAAAGCUCGUCGCUCCAUCGCCAUGGACAACGAUGAGGACGACUACGAUGACGAGAAGAUUACUGGCGAUGGCGAGGCGGCUUUGAUGCUGCUGAUGAAGAGGAUGAUAAAUGCAUCGUUUUCCGGCUGCAAUGGAAUUGACAGUGGAUGCUAUGCCACCUUUGACGAGAUUGCGGGCAAAGACGUGACAUUAUCCACCGGCUCGGGACAUUCGGAAGUGGAGGACGAUGAUGGAUGGGGCGAUGAUUAUGGCCCACAUGCUGAAGACGACAAUGCCGAGGAUUGGGAAGAAGAACAAGUGGAGCAGGUCGAAGUUCCUUGGAAGGACAAUGAAGAAUGGCCUGAGGACUGGGAUGGGCCCGAUUCCGCAGUUGCCGAGCAAGACGACAAUUGGGUCGAGGACCUUGGAGAAGAAGAAGAUCUUCAGGAAGAUGAAUGGGAGGAGGACGAAGCCCAAGCCGAAGAGAAGGGUACGAUCUUUGCAAAGGAGCCCACAGCGCCGAAUGAUGACUGGCCAGAGGCAGGUCGAUGUUUAUUGGUUCGUAUCAGAUCUGUAUUCCAGAUUCAGUCGCAACCCGACAGGACGACACGCAGACUCCUUCUGCUGAGGAUCGACCCGCUUUGCCACUGA